GUCAAUUUACUGUGCGUUGUGGAUGGUUAUAUCGAAUGCAAUCAAAAAAAAAAAUCUAAAAACCAAAGAAAAUUUUUUGUUUCUUUUUUGUUGCUUCGAUAUUUCUGGUAUAGUGAUUAUCGUCAAUCAUCAAUAAACCACCACUAUUGUAUUGUUUAUGUUGUGCUCAGUAUACGAGUCUAAAUCAAUUCAUUAACAUAUUUUUUAAUUGUUGUUUAUUAUCUUUAACAAACAAAAAAAUUAAUUACAAAGUAAAAAAAAAUGUCGGCCGAAGAUAAUUCGAAAAAUAAUUCUAAUGCUGAUAAUAAUGAUGGUGGUGAUGAAAUGAAUUUGAAUUAUAAACCACCGGCUGAAAAAUCAUUGUCGGACAUUGUAUCAGCGGAUAAAGAUGAUGAAAGUUUAAUGAAAUAUAAGGAAUCACUUUUGGGCAAAGCUGUACAAGAUGUUGUUAUUGUUGAUGAAACAAAUCCAAAACGUGUGAUUGUCAAAGCAUUAUCAUUGUUGGUUGAUGGUCGUCCUGAUAUGGUGAUCGAUCUUAGUCAAGGUGUUGAAUCUGUGAAGAAAAAAGUCUAUACCAUUAAAGAUGGUAUUGAAUAUCGAAUCAAAAUUGAUUUUUUCGUACAACGAGAAAUUGUUACCGGUCUUAAAUUUCAGCAAAAAAUUUAUCGUCAUGGUAUGAAAGUAUUGAAAACGAUCAAUAUGGUUGGAUCAUAUGCACCGAAACAUGAAUUACAAUCAUAUACAACACCGGUUGAAGAAAUGCCAUCUGGUAUGUUAUCACGUGGUACAUAUACGGUUAAAUCAUUAUUCACCGAUGAUGAUAAUAAUGAACAUCUUAAAUGGGAAUGGUCAUUUGAACUGAAAAAAGAUUGGGAUUAAUAUUCAAUUCAUAUCAUUUUCAUUAAUCAGAAAGAAAAAGAGAGAGAA
Messenger RNA from Dermatophagoides pteronyssinus (European house dust mite), 927 nucleotides. RefSeq names its product rho GDP-dissociation inhibitor (gene RhoGDI). NCBI's taxonomy places the organism in Eukaryota, Metazoa, Arthropoda, Arachnida, Sarcoptiformes, Pyroglyphidae. Gene Ontology annotation, biological process: Rho protein signal transduction. Gene Ontology annotation, molecular function: Rho GDP-dissociation inhibitor activity; protein binding. Gene Ontology annotation, cellular component: cytoplasm; membrane; cytosol. The record is from RefSeq and is a predicted model, not a curated record.